Messenger RNA from Leptopilina boulardi, 3470 nucleotides. RefSeq lists its product as uncharacterized. The coding region runs from base 169 to 1905 and encodes 578 amino acids. The transcript has 2 exons. The record is from RefSeq and is a predicted model, not a curated record. NCBI's taxonomy places the organism in Eukaryota, Metazoa, Arthropoda, Insecta, Hymenoptera, Figitidae. Gene Ontology annotation, biological process: SCF-dependent proteasomal ubiquitin-dependent protein catabolic process. Gene Ontology annotation, cellular component: SCF ubiquitin ligase complex.
GAAAUAAGGUUUGCGUCGCGUGUGUUGGUGGGUGAUGAGGAUGGCGAGGUCGCGAACACCAGACGUUUACAAUUUCAAUGUUGAAAGCCAGUGCCAGUCUAGCACGAGCUGCCGCUCAGGAGACACCCGUAGGGGACUUGCUUGUUUCAAGUUGAUGAACAAGAGAAGAUGCCUGGCCACCGUCAGCCUAAGUCUCUGGUAGACCUUAGUUUGGGGCGUGUGUGCCAACAACUCGACGGGACGUGCCGACGUCUACAGCAAUUAUCACAAGAAUCACCAGCAGCCCAGGUUCUCGCCUAUGCCAAGCAAAAUAUUAGGCCUUACUAUGUUAAUGCUCUACCAGCUCAAUUACGUUCGCGUGUCAUCGAUGAAACCUCACGUAUGCUUGAUGGACCCUCAACUGAUGGUUCAACACUAAUCUCCGGACCAGCUCCUCUCUAUCUUCAUGCCUUGCUUCUAGGUCACGAUAUAAAACGUAUUAAAGUCAAUCUCUGCUGUUAUUAUGGCUGCAGUCAUCAAACAUCACUCCUUAAACUCCUGGCAACCGAGGGAAUUGGUCUCGAAUCCCUGGAAUUAGCACGAUCAGCACUUUUACGUCUCGACUGUAAACUUCUACGCACCUCACUUGUCAGCAUGAAGAAUCUCCAAAGUCUAACACUCCGAAAUAUUGCCAGCGACGCUGUACUCCAAGUAAUUGGCAAAGCCUGUCCAAAACUUGUCAUUCUGGACGUGGCCUGCUCUCGUCAAGUCUCCGAUAUGGGUCUAAAGCAACUUCUACUUCAAGUGGAAUUUCGCGAUAAAAUCCCCGAUCUUACAGUGAGGGAAACGACAAGUUGGUCAAAACUCAAGACUUUAAUAUCCAAAUUAAAAGCCUCACGCAGGGACAAGAAGGACAAACAAAAUAUUCUUUUGGAGUACUACGAUAGAAGAAAUUUUCUCUGCGAUACACUGAGAGUUCUAAAUGUCGCCAAUACCACAGUAACAAGUGCAGGCGUUCUACUUGCACUCGAACAUGUUCCCAAACUCGAAUCCCUUGCCGAUUACAAUCACAUGGGUCGUGUGGUGGAAAUAAUGAAUCGUGGUGUCAUUAAUCUAAAAACACCCUUCAAACUAACCCAGGCAAGAAGUUCAAGAACCACACCAUCAAGAUUAGAACUUUUAGCUCAAGCCUGUCCACUUGUCGAACGAUUACACAUCUCUGAACCACAUCAUCCACCCGAGGCAUUAAGACUAUUUCCCUAUGUCACUGCACUCAGUAUUCAUGGAAUACCAGCGCAAAAAGAAUGGUUAGCCGGAUUUUAUGACUAUCUACGAACAAAUGGUGCUAAUUUACGAAAAUUGGAUAUACGCGUUGCACAAAGUGAAAUACCCGUUGAUCUUGAUCUUAAGGAGAUAUUCAAUAAUUGUCCAAAUUUACGAACAUUAACAAAAGAUGGUUGCAGUGUUAUUUGGUCCGAAGGUGGUGUCGAUCCACCGGCAUUGAAAAAUCUUCGUAAAGUUCAACUCGGUAGAACAGUGAGUGCAGGGACAAUAUUAAAAAUAUUAUCCCUUGCACCCGAACUCAAUGCCCUUCAUAUACACAGUUGUUUUGAUCUAUCCGAUGAGCAUAUUGAAAAACUUCUCGAGAUUGAUGUAAAGAAAAAUCAUGAGAAAAAAUACUCAUCCAACAAGAGUUUGGUGCAAAAUUUAACAUGUUUCUAUAUUUAUGAGGCGAGUAAAGUCUCAGCAUCAAUGGUACUCAAUAUGUUUAAGAGCUGUCGAAAAUUGAGAAAAAUUGGUAAUCUCGCAAAUUGGGGCCUCGAUUGUGAAGGUGUAAAAAUGCUGAGAAAUGCAUUAGCGCGUGAAAAUUUGGACGUUGAUCUAUGUCCAGGUUCACAUUGGUUUUGGAGUAAUUGUAUACAAUAGUUUUUUUUUCAAAGAAGAAAAAAAAAAGAAGAAUAAAGUGAUGUUUAUGAGGAUUUUUGUUUCAUGACUCAGUGAUUUUUAAAAUAAUUUUUUUUUGACACAUGUAUUAUAUAGCAACACGAAUUUUGGCUCAGGUUCUGCUUUCAGUCGGUAAUGUAGAUUUCUACCUUAUCAGUCGUCGGUAAGGCAGGAUUCUGUCAGGAUAAUUUCUAACCUGUAGGUAAGUUAGAAAUCUGUAUUGCCCACCGAACAGUUACCGAGUGCAGAUACUUAGUUUAGACCAGAACCUAAACCAGUACUAGUGUUCUGAUCUCGGCUAACUACCUUCAGUCGGUAAUUACGCGGUUGGUAAUGUAGAUUCCUAUCUUAUCUAUAGUCGGUAAGACAGGGUUCUGUCGGGUAAUUCCACCCCGGUAAAUAAGGUAGAGAUCAGCAUUGCCGACCGAACAGUUACCAACUGCAGAUCCUUAGCUUAGACCAGAAUCUAAGUAAGUACUCGUGUUCUGAUCUCAGCUAGCUACAUACACUCGGUAAUUGCUCGGUUGGCAAUGUAGAUUUCUACCUUAUCAGCCGUCGAUGAAGCAGGGUUCUGUUAAAAGAAUUUCAACCCAGCAGAUAAGUAAGAAAUCUGCAUUGCCGACCGAACAAUUGCCGAUUGCAGAUACUUAGCCUAGACCAGAACCUAAGUCGGUACUCGUGUUCUGAUCUCGGCUAGCUACCUGCAGCCGGUAACUGUUCGGUCGGUAAUGUAGAUCUCUACCAUAUCAUAAGUCGGUAAAGUAGAUUUCUACUAGAAAAAAUUCAAUCCGAUCGAUAAGCUAGAAAUCUGCAUUACCGACUGUAGGCACGAAAAAUGACAAAAUUAAAAUUUUUUGGUAAAAUAAAAAAAUGAAAUAAAAAUCAACGAUUAAAAAUCAAUUUGGAUAAAAAAAUUUUUGUUUAAUUUUCAAAUCACUGGCGAUUUCUCAUUAAUACUGAAGAAUGAAACUUUUUUUUGUAAUAAAAUUACAAAAGUUAAACAACGACCAUGACAUAAUUGGCUGCUGUUCGAUUAACGCUGUCAUUUUAUUUUUUUCGCUUUCUUAAAUAGACUGUACAUUUAUCAGUAUUACAAUUGUAAAAAGUUUUAUUAAUUUUUUUUUUUUUUUGAAAAGUUCUGCAAAAAAAUAAUGUUCGUUGACAAUAUUUAUCUCUUAAAAAAACAAUUUUAGUAAGUAAUAAUCAUUGUCAAAUUGUUCAAAGUCAAUUUUUUCUAAUAUGUAAAAAAAAGUGAUUUUUUUGAGUGUCAAUUUCUUUUUUCUAUACGAUAGAAAUGACGUUAAUUAUUGUGAUAUAUUAAAAAGAUGAAAAAAAAAAUUCGAACAAAAAAAAAAAUUUGGAAAAAAAAAUGUUAUUCCAAGAAAUGUUUUUGUAGGUCGUGAUUGAUAAUAAGCUUUCGAUUACUGCGAUAUAUAUAUCCUUAUAUGAUUUAAUUAUCAAAGUGCUGAUUAUUAUAAUCGAAUGAAAGUAAAAAAAUCGAAUUAUCGACUAAUUUAGAUUUUAAAUAAUAAAGAUUUUCAUACAAC